AUGGUGAUAUUCCGUCGACUUGCGAGUACAACAACAACAGCUGCUGGAAGUGGAGGAGGUGCCCCAUUGAAAGGAUGGCGCAAGUAUGCCCAUCAAUUCCGAGACAAGCCAGCAUCGUACAUGACCACCUUUGCUCUCUUGCACGAAAUCACUGCCAUUGUGCCUUUACCCAUCGUUUAUUAUACCCUCGACUAUUCUGGUUGGCAUAUCCCACUUGUACCGCAAGAGGCCAUAGCAGAAGGCAAUCGGAUCAUGAGCAAGUUGAGAACUCGUUAUGGAUACGAACCCCUGGCACCCGAUAGUAGAAUCAUGGUCAAUUUAGCCACAUCCUAUGCUGUUGUCAAGGCCAUGAUGCCUUUACGGAUUGCAGCCUCGGUUGCCAUGACUCCCUUUUUUGCUGAACGUAUGAUAGGACCCUUGCUUGGAUCAUUUAGACGUUUCAUUCCCUUUAAAAAGUCAACCACCACAGGAUGA
Messenger RNA from Lichtheimia ornata, 474 nucleotides. RefSeq lists its product as uncharacterized. The transcript has 2 exons. Lineage: Eukaryota; Fungi; Mucoromycota; Mucoromycetes; Mucorales; Lichtheimiaceae. The coding region runs from base 1 to 474 and encodes 157 amino acids. The record is from RefSeq and is a predicted model, not a curated record. Gene Ontology annotation, cellular component: mitochondrion.